Molecule: messenger RNA, 8215 nt
Organism: Galeopterus variegatus (Sunda flying lemur)
Lineage: Eukaryota; Metazoa; Chordata; Mammalia; Dermoptera; Cynocephalidae
Gene: CASK
Product: calcium/calmodulin-dependent serine protein kinase (MAGUK family)
Exons: 26
Coding region: 153-2915 (920 amino acids)
Biological process (GO): protein phosphorylation; regulation of neurotransmitter secretion
Cellular component (GO): basolateral plasma membrane; cell-cell junction; plasma membrane
Molecular function (GO): ATP binding; signaling receptor binding; protein kinase activity
Source: RefSeq, a predicted model, not a curated record
GGCCUCGCGGCCCCACUCGAGCGUCCUCAGCACCGAGGGCUCGCGGGUCUUGAGGGGAGGAGGCGAACCCGGGGCCGGGCACUGAGCUCUUGGGCGCCCCCACCCCGGUUUUCGGAGCCCUCCACGCUGCGGCCGCUGUCCCCCUCCGGACCAUGGCCGACGACGACGUGCUGUUCGAGGAUGUGUACGAGCUGUGCGAGGUGAUCGGCAAGGGUCCCUUCAGUGUUGUACGACGAUGUAUCAACAGAGAAACUGGGCAACAGUUUGCUGUAAAAAUUGUUGAUGUAGCCAAGUUCACAUCAAGUCCAGGGUUAAGUACAGAAGAUCUAAAGCGGGAAGCCAGUAUCUGUCAUAUGCUGAAACAUCCACACAUUGUAGAGUUAUUGGAGACAUAUAGCUCAGAUGGAAUGCUUUACAUGGUUUUUGAAUUUAUGGAUGGAGCAGAUCUGUGUUUUGAAAUCGUAAAGCGAGCUGACGCUGGUUUUGUAUACAGUGAAGCUGUAGCCAGCCAUUACAUGAGACAGAUACUGGAAGCUCUACGCUACUGCCAUGAUAAUAACAUAAUUCACAGGGAUGUGAAGCCCCACUGUGUUCUCCUCGCCUCAAAAGAAAACUCAGCACCUGUUAAACUUGGGGGCUUUGGGGUAGCUAUUCAAUUAGGGGAAUCUGGACUUGUAGCUGGAGGACGCGUUGGAACACCUCAUUUUAUGGCCCCAGAAGUGGUCAAAAGAGAGCCUUAUGGAAAGCCUGUAGAUGUCUGGGGGUGUGGCGUGAUCCUUUUUAUCCUGCUCAGUGGUUGUUUGCCUUUUUAUGGAACCAAGGAAAGAUUGUUUGAAGGCAUUAUUAAAGGAAAGUAUAAGAUGAAUCCAAGGCAGUGGAGCCAUAUCUCUGAAAGUGCCAAAGACCUAGUACGUCGCAUGCUGAUGCUGGAUCCUGCUGAAAGGAUCACUGUUUAUGAAGCACUGAAUCACCCAUGGCUUAAGGAGCGAGAUCGUUAUGCCUACAAGAUUCAUCUUCCAGAAACAGUAGAGCAACUGAGGAAAUUUAAUGCUAGGAGAAAACUAAAGGGUGCAGUACUAGCCGCUGUGUCAAGUCACAAAUUCAACUCAUUCUAUGGGGAUCCCCCUGAAGAGUUGCCAGAUUUCUCCGAAGACCCUACCUCCUCAGGAGCAGUCUCACAGGUGCUAGACAGCCUGGAAGAGAUUCACGCACUUACAGACUGCAGUGAAAAGGAUCUAGAUUUUCUCCACAGUGUUUUCCAAGAUCAGCAUCUUCAUACACUACUAGAUCUGUAUGACAAAAUUAACACAAAGUCUUCACCACAAAUCAGGAAUCCUCCAAGUGAUGCAGUACAGAGAGCCAAAGAGGUAUUGGAAGAAAUUUCAUGUUACCCUGAGAAUAAUGACGCAAAGGAACUAAAGCGUAUUUUAACACAACCUCAUUUCAUGGCCUUACUUCAGACUCACGACGUAGUGGCACAUGAAGUUUACAGUGAUGAAGCAUUGAGGGUUACACCACCUCCCACCUCUCCCUAUUUAAACGGCGAUUCUCCAGAAAGCGCUAACGGAGACAUGGAUAUGGAGAAUGUGACCAGAGUUCGUCUGGUACAGUUCCAAAAGAACACAGAUGAACCAAUGGGAAUCACUUUAAAAAUGAAUGAACUAAAUCAUUGUAUUGUUGCAAGAAUUAUGCAUGGGGGCAUGAUUCACAGGCAAGGUACACUUCAUGUUGGUGAUGAAAUCCGAGAAAUCAAUGGCAUUAGUGUGGCUAACCAAACAGUGGAACAGCUGCAAAAAAUGCUUAGGGAAAUGCGGGGGAGUAUUACCUUCAAGAUCGUGCCAAGUUACCGCACUCAGUCUUCGUCCUGUGAGAGAGAUUCCCCCUCCACUUCCAGACAGUCCCCAGCUAAUGGUCAUAGCAGCACUAACAAUUCUGUUUCGGACUUGCCAUCAACUACCCAACCAAAAGGACGACAGAUCUAUGUAAGAGCACAAUUUGAAUAUGAUCCAGCCAAGGAUGACCUCAUACCCUGCAAAGAAGCUGGCAUUCGAUUCAGAGUCGGUGACAUCAUCCAGAUUAUUAGUAAGGAUGAUCACAAUUGGUGGCAGGGUAAACUGGAAAACUCCAAAAAUGGAACUGCAGGUCUCAUUCCUUCUCCUGAGCUUCAGGAAUGGCGAGUAGCUUGCAUUGCCAUGGAGAAGACCAAACAGGAGCAGCAGGCCAGCUGUACUUGGUUUGGCAAGAAAAAGAAGCAGUACAAAGAUAAAUAUUUGGCAAAGCACAAUGCAGUGUUUGAUCAAUUAGAUCUUGUCACAUAUGAAGAAGUAGUAAAACUGCCAGCAUUCAAAAGGAAAACACUAGUCUUAUUAGGUGCACAUGGUGUUGGGAGAAGACACAUUAAAAACACCCUCAUCACAAAGCAUCCGGACCGGUUUGCGUACCCUAUUCCACAUACAACCAGACCUCCAAAGAAAGAUGAAGAAAAUGGAAAGAAUUAUUACUUUGUAUCUCAUGACCAAAUGAUGCAAGACAUCUCUAAUAAUGAGUACUUGGAGUAUGGCAGCCAUGAGGAUGCAAUGUACGGGACAAAGCUGGAGACCAUCCGGAAGAUCCACGAGCAGGGGCUGAUUGCAAUACUGGACGUGGAGCCUCAGGCACUGAAGGUCCUGAGAACUGCAGAGUUUGCCCCCUUUGUUGUUUUUAUUGCCGCACCAACUAUUACUCCGGGUUUAAAUGAGGAUGAAUCUCUUCAGCGUCUGCAGAAGGAGUCUGAUAUCUUACAGAGAACAUAUGCACACUACUUCGAUCUCACAAUUAUCAACAAUGAAAUUGAUGAGACAAUCAGACAUCUGGAGGAAGCCGUCGAGCUCGUGUGCACAGCCCCGCAGUGGGUCCCAGUCUCCUGGGUCUAUUAGGCCCCUCCCCAGAUAUCUGAGCAUAACUGGGAGCCACCUCAUACAUGGAAAAGCCUCUUUGUUAUCGGCCUUGUAUCAGCAGGUCGUGGUCCCUAGAGACUACCUAGUUGUAGUGUGACCUACAUUUAUAAUUAUUGUCAUGUCCAAAUAGAUAGGAGGAGAAAAACAAUUACACACUAAUUUAAAGAGACAGUAUCUUUUUUAAUCAGUUCUCCUAAACUUUAAUAAAAUGUAUCUUUAAAUGUAUGUAUUAUUCAAUCCUUUGGAAUGUUAUAUUUUUGGAAAUCAUAGCUUUUUAUUUCCAAGGCCCCUAAAAACUGCACAAAAUAGAUGCUGCUUUCUAUAAUCUAUUUUAAUAAUAAUAAACAAUGAUUCUGUUACCUUGACUGGGGGUGGAACACUACAUUCUUUUUAGAGUCUGAUUUUAUGGAUUGGAAUAUCUUUCUUUCCUUUAUUUAUUUGAAAUAAUUAGUCUAGUGAUUACAAAACAGUCAUAAAUUUUUAAAGGCCUUUUUUUUCUUUUUUUUUUUUUAGAAUAGCAUUUUUUUUAAGUCCUUUAUGUAACAUCCAGAUAAUGUGAUACUGUCUCUUUGAAGCACCCUGUAAACCUUUUAGAGAUUUGAAGUUGGGUCUUGACUCUUAAUGCAUGUGGACAGUCGCGAGCGUUUAUGCUGUCGGUGUGUCUGUGUUGGACAAAACAAUCUGUAAUCUACAGCAAAGUACAUUCCGUUCACGGGGCACACCCAGGGGAAUAAGAAUAAAAUGCUAUUAUGACUAAGUUGUAAACCUAUGCACAUCCCUUGCAUUUCGGGCAACUUUAUAAAAAAAAAAAAAGAAACUGAUUUUUAUUAAUAAUAAUCAUGUAGUGAAAUGUGUUUGUAAUUUUGUCUCAAUUUAAUUUGUUGUAAGGUGGGAGGGGGAAUUGCUGGUUUCACCAUUUCAGAUCUGUGUUGUCUAAGAGUAUUAACGUUUUAAGUAAAGAAAUGAGGAUUUUUAAUCUGUAUGUAAUUGUUUUAAAGCACCCAUUUUAAGAGAAAAUACUGUGCAAUGAAGAAACCAGUUUAGGCAUUUGCUAUAAACUGAAUUAUUCCAAAAGAAUAAUCUAUAACAGCCCUGUAAAUUCCUUUAAAAUGAUAACUAACAGGACAGUUUGACCAAUUUUUUUUAAAUAUACUUCCUUUUACGUGUUCAAUAAUUAAAUGCCUUUGGAUCCUUCAUUUCAUUAUAGAUUUGUGCAGGUGUCCAAGCUGAUAAUCUUUUCGAUUUUAUAAUUUGUUAGAUGCUCAUUGAACCAUCGAAGGCCCAGGAAUGAGUAUCGGUUGGCAGGGUGACAAAAUCGCCUGCCAGAGCACAGCUCGGACCACGUGUGACUUGCAGAGAGCAGUGGGCCCGAGGGCCGCGGGUGUACUGGAGGCCACCUGUGGUCUCUCCUUCCUCUUGCUGUAUCCCUUGGCACAGGGGAAUCAUCUGUCCUUGUUGCUUUAGAGACAUUAACCAUCUCAUCACCCUUCCAUGAGGUCACAUUCUUCCAAUACAGGAGAUUCGGGCUGGGGGUUUUCAGACUCUUUGCCAGAGGUCAGUAGGAUGUUUUCAUUAGCCUGUGAGGGUGUGAAGUGCUUAUAUAAACCUGUGAUCCUUGAAAACAUACCAUCGUUUUUGCUUCUUGUAAGUUAGAUGGCCUCAGUCACUUUGUGCCUUGGCAGGAUGUGCAGGGUGUGUUCUGAGCUGAACAGCUCCUCUUAAAGGACCAAACAGAGAAGGCAUUUGUAUACUCCUUUUACCUUGUCAACACCCCACCCCCACCUACUGUUAUUAAACGAUGCUGAUUUUUUUUUCCUGAUGUUGUUCUUUGUCAGUGACCAGAUGAGUCAGCGGCUUACUAGCAAGGUGUUAAGUGAACUACUUCUGUUUGGGCCCCAAGUGGGGUGACCAAACAACCAAACCAGAGACAGUCUUCAACAGUGGUCUCGCCCUAGAUGGAGAGAGAAACCUUCAAAGAGUUGUUUAGGGCUGUGUUAGGACUGAUUUAAAUCUCAUCAAUGCCAAGGCCAGACAGUCAUUCCUGUGAUGGUACUGACCAACAAUCCGGGCUCCUCUCAGCGUGAGAGUGCCUGCUCUACCUCUUUUCCAACGAAGCACAAAGGAAGAAUACAACGGACAUAUGGGAAACAGAAACUUCCCUUCCUCUGGUAGAAACCCCCAUGCCUCCACUUGCCCUUUCAGACCAAAAUCUCCAGAGAUGCCGACAUGUGCUUCUUAAGCCAUCCACCGUGUUCAUAAAGGUGGGUUGAGCACAGGAGGAGGAAAGCAAUGUGGCUUAAAGGCCUGUGCAUCCUCCGAGCCACAUACAGGCAGGCAGCAUUCUGGCCAUUGUGCUGAUGGCCACAUCCCCACACCGAGAACUCCUUGACUACUCAAAGAGAUCAUCGUCCUCUAAAGCAAUGUCUUUAUGACCUAACAGAAAAAUACUUAAAUUUCUGAAUUCACAGUGAUUUCAGGACAUUGCUGCUGCUGCUGCUACAUUGCACUUGUCCACUAAGCAAUCACAGAAAAUUGCUAAAAGCUUCUUAACUGCUUCCAUUCCAUCAGCAAAACCAUUCUUUUUCCUUUUCAAUACCAGACCAAAUGAUUAGAUUCCUAAAUCUUAUCAGUGGUCAAAUGAAGCAUUGAAGAGCCAUAUUAUGAGGGUUCUCUCCCGCACCCCAACCCCACUCCCUACAGUAAGAAAGAGAGUGUUCCUACAUGUUGAAUUCUUUGUUAAAAAAAAAAUGAAAUGUCCUGAUUUUCUAAUCAUAAGGCAGCGAGUACAUUGCACAUGCAGCAUAUUCAAUUUUAACGCUAAAAAGGAAAACGUCACUCAAUUUAAUUCAUCUGGAAGUUUCCCAGUGUGAAGAUAACAUUGUAGCUUUUUAAAAUGCAAUUAAAUGUAUCUAUCUCUUGUCAGGUGAGAUGGUUUAAAAUAUUUGCUCAGAGAGGAAAAGAAAUGGUUGACCUACUUCUUGCUAUUUGCAUUCAGAAGGCAUCAUCCCAGCUCAUCCUAUUGGUGGCGAAAUAUCUAAGGCUGUGCAAAGUCCCCCCUCUUCCCCUGUCCAAUUCAGCCCAGCGGGGCCAAGCCUUCCUCUGUGCUCCAGGCAUGCCUGGAGGCACUGCCACUACUAUCUUUUUAAAGCCUUUGAUCUCAUCGCUUUGGAGGAGUUUGUUUGUUUGUUUUUAAAUCGCUUAAAUCUCUUCAUUAAGGCUUCGAGUUCAUUUCUUGAAAAAGUUUAGUCAAUCAAGCCACCCUCCAGGAAACUGGACAGUAGAUAGGCCCAGAGUGGAAGCUGCCCCUAAGGAUGAGGCAGCCCAAAGCAAACUCUCUUUUCUCUCCCACUGAUGUGAUGUCCUUUUUUUCAUUUCAGGUCAGUUUCUUAACUUAGGGCAAAGAGAACAUGCUGCUAAGGCUACCAAGAAAACUGCUUGACUAAUACCUUCUUAGUAAAAAUGCCUCCCACUCUGUCUCCCUGGGAAGAGAAGGCUCCCUGCAAUCAGCGUUCCAAAACAAGCCCCUCACAUCCUCUUCCCUCCUGCUUGUUUCCUAUCACCAAACCGGUGUGGGUUUCCUUUUGUUUUCUGCUUUUUCAGAACCAAAUGCAGCCUCCUAAUUCCAUCCUCUUCACAAGGGCUUACAAUACUGAGGCUGAUUAUGGCCUGGCAUAGGUGAAAGGUCCCUGAGCGCACUUCUCUUGUUCUGCGCCUCUAAUUAAUUCUUCUCUUAGAAAGAAACUUUGCUUCUAACUGCAGUUUACAGAAGGGCUACAUGCUUUAAUCAUGAAUCAUUUUGUCUGGGAGAGAUUUUCCUUUUCUUAUCCCUUUAGAAAUAAGGUUUCCCUCUCUGUUUGGCAUCUCCAGUUCCAGGCCUGUUCUCAUAAGGCUUAAGGCUUGAUUGGCUUUGCCCGCACACUCACAUUGGUUUGCCUUAAACUUGGAGCUAAGGGAAGGCUCAGAUUUUCCAGCUUAGUGAGUGAAGUUUAGCUGUCAGCAUAAGCCAGGAAGUGGGGACUAGGGAGAAGACGCAUGUGUUCACCAGCAUCUCCCCAUCCACUCUUUCUCCUGCCACUCUGCGGCUGCAGCAGGUGGGCAGAAACAGCCGCAGAAACCAGAAGGAAGGGGGCAGCUCACCGCUAGGGCAGGCCCUCCCGAGUCUUAGCUCUUUGAGAGGAUAGAAAAUCCUGAGCUCCCACCAUCUCUCACCUGACCCUCCAUCAACUCCUUUGAACCUGUGCAAAUGGACUGAGCAAAAGAAAAUGGAAAGAGAUGUUUGUCACCACACAGGAGACCUCGUUUCUGGCCCCAAGCACAACUGUCUCUAUGUAUGCUCAGAAACUCAGACUUUUCUACCACUUAUGUGUCAGCUCCAUUCUCUCUGGGGUGUGACUAAGGGAAUACGCUAGUGUUCUUACUGACAGCAGCCUGGGAGUGACCAUGUCUGGACCCAGAGGAAGUACAAUCUCUCUAGAGGGAGUCGUGCUUGGGGGUAGAAACAGGCAUCCCUUUACAGUGAGUGGCCCCACCAAUUUUUUUCAUUUGAAAAAGACCAAGAUUCGGAGGGAUUGAUUUCCAGUCUUAGCUGUCUCCCAAAUGUCAUCUGUGCAGGCAGCUGCCGAGUGCAGCAGGCAGCAUGACUGAUGCGAAGGCAGCAACCCUCACAUGCUGAGACCAGAGCAUCAUGUUCCAUUGCAGUGUAGGUGCGUCGCCAUUCAAACUCAGUUCUGGGGUGGUUUUGCAUAAAGUUUUGCCAACGUGUUCUUUUUUCUGUAUGUAUUAUUGCCUUUUUAUAAAAGGUUUUGAAGUAUUGUCUCAGUGAUAAAAAGAGAGAUGUUAAUGGUUGUUGUAUAUUCACCGUAUCCAAUUGUAAGUAUUUGCAGGGUACAGCAAAGCCUUAGCUUGCAAGAGCAUUUGUGCAGGAGGUGUCCUUCAACACCCAGGAGCUGAAGGGAUUGGAAAGGUUCGGAUUCUUUGUAAAUGUCCUGCUUUCUUUCUCUCUGUGUGUAUCUAUUUACAUGCCUUAGCACACGCCCUCCCAUCCUGAUCCCUUUGCCCUGUCGCCGGAACAACCAGAAUGCUGGCACACAGCCAGCGCAGUACAAGUCGAUGAAACCCUAAUCAGUUAUCUCGUGUGACAGGGGAAGAAGAGAACUCCAUAGUACUCUUUGUAGAAUAUACAUACCUGUAGGAUGCUGUGUAAUGGGAAACCAUAGAAUUGGGCUUUUGUCAUUUCAAAGUUGGAGAAAUGUAUGAAUAAAAUGUAUAAAACAUGAAAA